Messenger RNA from Panicum virgatum (switchgrass), 399 nucleotides. Its product is annotated as glucan endo-1,3-beta-glucosidase-like. The transcript has a single exon. NCBI's taxonomy places the organism in Eukaryota, Viridiplantae, Streptophyta, Magnoliopsida, Poales, Poaceae. The record is from RefSeq and is a predicted model, not a curated record. The coding region runs from base 1 to 399 and encodes 132 amino acids.
AUGCUGGCCGAGUUCACACUCGGCGGCGGCGCCAACGACUUCUACGACGUGCGCAACGUCGAUGGCUUCAACCUACCCGUGGACAUCGAGCCCGCGGCCGGCGCCGGCGGGCGGUCCAGCGGACAUCAACCGGGUGUGCUCGAGCGAGAUGGCGGCGAGGAACGGCGGCGGCCCGGUGGUGGGUUGCAAGAGCGCAUGCCUUGCGUUCGGAACGGACUAGUACUGCCGCGGCCGGCGGUUCGCAUCGUCGGCGACAUGCAGGCCGAGCGGGUACUAGGGGCUGUUCAAGGUGCAGUGCCCGCAGGCCUACAGCUAUGCCCACGACGGAGCAGCACCUUCACCUGCAACGACGGCGCGGACUACCUGGUCACCUUCUGCCCGAGCGCCGGGAUGAGCUAG